Molecule: messenger RNA, 3385 nt
Organism: Ricinus communis (castor bean)
Lineage: Eukaryota; Viridiplantae; Streptophyta; Magnoliopsida; Malpighiales; Euphorbiaceae
Product: aminodeoxychorismate synthase, chloroplastic
Exons: 14
Coding region: 315-3059 (914 amino acids)
Biological process (GO): folic acid-containing compound biosynthetic process; L-tryptophan biosynthetic process
Source: RefSeq, a predicted model, not a curated record
UUGGGAAAUAAAAAAGAACACAAAACCCACGAUGGGUGGAUAUGAUGAUUCAUUCAUUCAUUCAUAUUACAGUUUGCGAAGGCAGCCAAGAAUAAAAGAACCGAGUCCCUCACCAUUCAAUGAACAAAGGAUUCUCCAAUUUGACGGUUCAAACAGAAUCUAAUCCCUUCCAAGUUGGUCCCGCCACCAUCACACCAAACAUUUCCCUCUCAUUCCUUUUAGUUCCACCGCACACUUUUUUCUUUUUCCACCUUUUUUCCUCCACAUGUUCUAAGGUCUUUCUUUAUUGAAAAGAUAAUAAACAGUUCUGAAAGAUGAAACUUGCUUUAUGUUCUUCUUUGGAUCUUGCAAAUCUUUCUGUUCAGGGUCUUAGGUGUAAUAGUGGUAAAUCAUUUGUUGGAGUUGGUUUUGUUGCCAAUAAUGACUAUGUUCAAGAAUCUUAUAAUUCUUGUAAUAAUGGUAGUAAAAGAAAGAUGGCUGUUUCUUGCCAUUUAAUGCCUGGACAUUUAGAGGGUUCUUUUAUGGGAAAGAAAAAGUUGGAGGAGCCUAGCAGGAAGUUGGAAUUUUUCAGGACAUUGUUGAUUGAUAACUAUGAUAGUUAUACAUAUAAUAUUUACCAAGAGCUCUCUGUUGUUAAUGGAGUGCCUCCUGUGGUGGUGAAGAAUGAUGAAUGGACAUGGGAGGAAGUGUGCCACUACUUGUAUGAAGAAAAAGCAUUUGAUAAUAUUGUUAUAUCACCUGGCCCUGGUUCUCCAACUUGUGCAGCUGAUAUAGGAAUUUGUCUUCGGUUGCUGCUUGAGUGCAGGGAUAUUCCUAUCUUAGGUGUUUGCCUUGGACACCAGGCUUUGGGUUAUGUACAUGGUGCUCAAAUUGUCCAUGCAUCUGAACCAGUUCAUGGACGCACGAGUGAAAUUGAGCAUCAUGGGUGCAGGCUUUUCCACAAUAUACCUUCCGGCAGAGAAUCUGGUUUCAAGGUGGUUCGCUACCAUUCUCUUGUUAUAGAUGCUGAUUCACUUCCAAAAGAACUUGUACCAAUUGCAUGGACAACUUCUGUUGGCACACGUUCUUUCCUUGAGUCCCAGAAUUCUGAUCUUAUCCCUCAUGCUUAUGAGAGUCAGAUUAGGCCAAGUAUUUCCUCUGAUAUUUUUUCAUCAGAACUAAAUAAUGGAACUUCUUGGUCUUUUAAUUACUCAGAAGUGCAAAGCAAAAAAAUUCUUAUGGGUAUUAUGCAUUCUGCAAGGCCUCACUAUGGUUUACAGUUUCAUCCUGAAAGUAUAGCAACCUGUCAUGGGAGGCAAAUAUUUGAGAAUUUUAGAGAGAUGACUCGGGAUUAUUGGCGGAAGCUGAGGUCAACAUUUGUGAAUGAAAGAAAUUCCUUUUAUACUGCAUGCCUGCAGGUGCCUGAUGCUAGUGAACUGUUUGGAGUUCCUAGACGUGGAGUAUUGGGAUCCAAUGAAGAUGUACUACCAUCUAGAGAAACUUCAAGAAGGAGGCAAUUAUUGGGUAAUAUAGACGUCUCCAGCUUAUUGAAUUUUCCAGAAUCAAGUGUUGGUGUAAAGCACAUAAAGUUGAAAUGGAGAAAGUUUGACAAAUUGGCUGCACAAGUUGGUGGGGCCAGAAAUAUAUUUUGCAGACUUUUUGGCGCUAAUAAAGCUGAAAAUACAUUUUGGUUGGAUAGUUCCUCAGUGGAAAAGAAAAGGGCACGCUUCUCAUUCAUGGGGAAUAAAGGUGGAUCACUUUGGCAGAAAAUGACUUUUAGAUUGUCUCAUCAAAGUGACAUGGAUUUUAAAGGUGGAGGUUAUUUAUCGAUUGAAGAUGCCCAAGGCUCUAUCAGAAGCGUGUAUUUGGAAAAAGGUUUUCUUGAUUUUUUGAACCAGGAACUCCAGUCAUUUCAUUACGAUGAAAAGGAUUUUGAGGGACUGCCAUUUGACUUUUAUGGUGGAUAUAUUGGUUAUAUUGGGUAUAACCUAAAAGUUGAAUGUGGCAUGUUAUCCAACUGCCACAAGUCCACGACUCCGGAUGCUUGCUUUUUCUUUGCUGAUAAUUUUCUAGUCAUCGAUCAUUGUUAUGAUGAUAUUUAUAUAAUGUCUUUACAAGAAGGAUGUGCAACCAAUACCCAGUGGUUGGAUGAUGUUGAACAGAAGCUCUUACAUUUGGAAGCUUCUGCUGCAAGAAAAUUAGGGCAGCAGACUUCACAAUCUGCAUCAUUUUCCUCGAGCAAUGCAGGCUUUCUUGCUGAAACAUCUAGAGAGCAGUAUAUUAGUAAUGUGAACAAGUGUCUGGGAUAUAUUAAAGAUGGAGAAAGCUAUGAGUUGUGUCUAACUACUCAGAUGAGAAAAAGGGUUGGAGAUAUCGACUCUCUCGGACUUUAUCUUCACCUUAGAGAGAAAAAUCCAGCACCAUAUGCUGCUUGGCUUAAUUUUUCAAGUGACAAAUUAUGCAUCUGUUGUUCUUCCCCUGAGAGGUUCCUACGGUUAGAUAGAGAUGGUAUUCUGGAAGCAAAGCCCAUUAAGGGUACUAUAGCUCGUGGCUCAACACCAGAAAAAGAUGAACAACUUAAAUUGCAGUUGCAGCACAGUGAGAAGGAUCAAGCUGAAAAUCUGAUGAUUGUUGAUCUCCUGAGGAAUGAUCUUGGCCGUGUCUGCAUACCUGGCUCUGUUCAUGUGCCAAAUCUUAUGGAUGUGGAAACAUAUGCAACUGUGCAUACCAUGGUGAGUACAAUUCGAGGAAUAAAGAGGUCAAAUUUAACUGCAGUUGACUGUGUGAGGGCUGCAUUUCCUGGUGGUUCAAUGACAGGUGCUCCCAAGUUAAGGUCUAUGGAACUUCUCGAUUCUCUUGAAAGUUGUUCCCGUGGGAUCUACUCGGGUUCCAUUGGAUUUUUUUCAUAUAAUCAGACAUUUGAUCUGAAUAUUGUGAUAAGAACAGUUGUAAUACAUGAAGGUGAAGCUUCUAUAGGAGCAGGAGGGGCUGUUGUUGCUCUAUCAACUCCUGAAGAUGAGUACGACGAAAUGUUAUUGAAAUCGCGCGCACCAGCAAAGGCAGUGAUAGAAUUUCAUUAGGAUUAGAAUCAUCAUUUUAGAAUAGUAUAGAUGGUUGUAUUCUUGUUCCUUUUUUCCAGCGUCUUAUUAUCUCACACCAAAGCAUACUAAAUCCUCAAGAUAAGCGAGGAAAUAUAGCCUCUGUUUUUUUUUCUUCUGAACAUUUUUUCCUGAGACCACAGAUUCAUUCUGUCAGAGAUUACAAGCAUUUUCUUUUUCUUUCUUUUUUUUUUUUUCUUUUUUCUUCUUGUUGUGUCGAUCAUUGGCAAGUCAUGGCCCAGUGCCUUGAUUUUGAUUUGUUUUCUAUUGGUUACCAAUACAAACAUAUAUACAGUUCUUUUCUUUUC